Messenger RNA from Anopheles cruzii, 5622 nucleotides. Its product is annotated as diacylglycerol kinase eta. Gene Ontology annotation, biological process: lipid phosphorylation; diacylglycerol metabolic process; intracellular signal transduction. The transcript has 16 exons. Bases 124 to 5622 code for a protein of 1832 amino acids. Gene Ontology annotation, molecular function: ATP-dependent diacylglycerol kinase activity; protein binding. The record is from RefSeq and is a predicted model, not a curated record. NCBI's taxonomy places the organism in Eukaryota, Metazoa, Arthropoda, Insecta, Diptera, Culicidae.
CCCCGGACCGGGGACGAGUCGUCGGAGAGCGAGAACGAAACUGAACCGGCCAAAAUCUUCCACCGGAAAUUGUCAACCAAGAAGGAUGUAAAGUCCGCGGCCGCCAUCAAGGAGGGCUACCUAAUGAAGCAGACCUGGUCGUUCCAGCGCUGGCGUCGGCGAUACUUUCGGCUCAAGGGACACAAGCUGUACUACGCCAAGGACAGCAAGAGUGAGCUUUUCGAUGAAAUCGACCUCUCGAACCUAUGCUUUGCCGAGUGCAGCACGAAAAAUGCUAAUCACAGCUUCCAGCUAAUUACACCGACACGGUCGCUAGUUCUGGGCGCUGAAUCACGCCGCGAGAUGGAGGACUGGCUGCAAGCCCUGAAAGCUGCCUCGGCCCGGGAGUUCUUCGAGCCGGGACCGCCGGACCAGCACGAUUUCCUGUCUGGGCACCAUCACUGGUACGCAACGUCCCAUGCGCGCCCCACGUACUGCAACGUCUGCCGCGAAGCCCUGUCCGGCGUCACGUCCCACGGGUUGUCCUGUGAGGUGUGCAAGUGUAAGGUUCACAAACGCUGCGCCGCCAAGGCCAUCUCGAACUGCAAAUGGACCACGCUGGCCAGCGUCGGGAAGGACAUUAUCGAGGAGUGCGAUGGCAACCUCGUGAUGCCCCACCAGUGGAUGGAAGGUAACCUGCCGGUGUCGUCGAAGUGCAUGGUAUGCGACAAAACGUGCGGCUCCGUGUUGCGGCUGCAGGAUUGGCGCUGCCUUUGGUGCCGGUCCACGGUGCACACGGCCUGCCGCCCGAGCGCUCCCGCCUCCUGCCCCCUUGGGCCGGCCCGCGUGUCGAUGGUGCCGCCGACGUCGCUCCACUCGAUCGGGCUGGACGAGGCGUGGGACGUGUGCAAACCGCACGGCAGCUUCUCGCCGCUGCUCGUCUUCGUCAACUCCAAGUCCGGCGACAACCAGGGCGUCAAGUUUCUGCGCCGCUUCAAGCAACUGCUCAACCCGGCCCAGGUGUUCGAUCUCAUCUCGAGCGGGCCCGGCCUCGGGUUGCGGCUGUUCCGGCACUUCGAUCCCUUCCGCAUACUGAUCUGCUCGGGCGAUGGGUCGGUCGGCUGGGUGCUCAGCGAGAUUGACCACCUGAAGAUGCAGAAACAAUGCCAAAUAGCGGUGCUUCCGCUGGGCACCGGAAACGAUCUGGCGCGAGUGCUCGGCUGGGGAAGUUCCUGCGACGAUGACGCACACCUACCGCAGCUGCUGGAACGCUACGAGAAGGCCAGCACCAAAAUGCUCGACAGAUGGAGCGUUAUGGUUUUCGAGCGCGACAUCGGCAUCGCUACCACGCGCACCCCCAAGAUGUCCAUCUCGCACUACCCGGACCCGCUGCUGUCGCAGUACGAGGACAGUGCCCUGUGGCAUCUGCAGUCAAUUGUCUACAACGAAGACACCCAGAUGAUGCUACAGUCGACGCGGAUACUGUGCGAAACGGUCAAUGACUUUAUCGGUAGGGUAAGGGAAACUAGCUCCGACGAGGAGCAAUUAAGCGUCAAAUGUGAUAUUUUAAGACAAAAGUUAGGAAUGUUAUUAGAUACACUGAAGGACGAGGAAGCUGGUCUUCACGGGGACGACGAAUUAUUUAGAACACUGAAAGAAAUUGCUCAAAAAAGUGCCUCAGAAAGACCAAUAGAUACAAAAACCAUAGAGAAAAACGAGAAGGAUAAGCUGAAUUCCAAAGAGCGCAUCAGUAGACUAGACCGCCGUUCGGAGAAGGAAGCAGUGCUGUGUCGGGCCAGCAGCCUCAAGCGGGCCAUCCACGACGUACUGGAGCUGAGCGAGAAGUCCAUGCCGUACGCACCGCAGAAGCGUUUAUCCGUUCCGAUGAACACCCUGCGAGCCACCGCUUCGUCGUCGGAGAACUCGACCAGCGCAUCACCGGCUACGUUGCCACCGCCGGGCACCAUCUCGCCGUCGGUGUCCACGUCGCGGUUGACCUGCAUAUCCCCAUUGCCGGACAUGCGUCGCGACUCGAUGGAUGAGCAUUUCUUCAGCACCCUGAACCUGCCCGUUCCGAAGCAGUUCGCCGACGGCGGCAGUCGCCGCAGCUCCGGCGUUCCCGAGUCCUAUCGCAUCUCGAGCAUCGAAGAGCUGGAGGAGAACAGUAUCCACACGGAGCCGCUACGGCUGGCGGGCGAGCCGCCAAUUCUGGAGCCACCGACGGAGGCCGAGUCGGAGAACGCGACCGACCGCGAGCACGGCAAGGAUGCGGACGAUACGUUGAACCAGCGGUCGUCGGCGACGACCACGUCCGACUCGCAGUCCACCACCGCACCGUACGACUUUUCCUUCGAGUCCGACACGAAGACCGUCAAGUUUGAUCUCGACCCGAACAGCGCGUUCGAGCGGCUCGGCUUCAAACCGUUCAAGAAGACCAUCGAACAGCACCACCACCAGCAGCAGCAGCAACAUUUCCACCAGUUACAGGCGACUGGCGACCAUCAGCCAUUCCGGACAGACGGGGCCGGUGGGGGUUACCUGCAGUUUCAACCGAUCGAGGUGUACGAGCGGAACUACUACCGUACCCAUCCGCAGCGGGUCACGGUGGCCAAGGGUUCGGUGGUGGCCAGCGCCCCGGAGGUGCUCUCGACCUCGAAGCCUUGCUCCUCCAACAUGCUGCAGGUGCCAACCAUCUGCAUUCCCAGCCUCGAGAAGCCGCCGGAAAACAUUUACUUCAGUGAAAACAUUACCAUCAUCGACACGGACCUGCCGGAGCGUUCCUCGUCCGACGAAGUGCCCGGCGAUGGCAGUGAUAUUCUAUCAGCAAUAAGCAACGAAGAAUGUAGCGUUACGUCGGAGAUACUCGACAGACAAUCAGACAACAACUCUCAAAUACACGUCGGUGAUAUUAUACAGGAUCUAGACAACGACCGUUUUAGCCAUAUCGAUUCGCCCGAAACCAGCGACACGACGGAGGCCCUGCACGGCGAGAGUCUCAUGGACGACAUCAGCUCGGUGCUGGGACAGGACUUGCUGGGCGCGCUGCAGGACAACACAAUCACCGAGGACACGACCACGCUCUGUACGCUCGAUCACACGCGCCGUCGGAGCUUCAAGUGUAAGUCGGCGCCGCCCCGAAAGGACGGCGCCGAGCUGGACCAGUGCGGGUUCGAGAACCGGGUGUUCGAUAUCGACAACCGGUGCGACGAUCAGAAGGUGAAGGAACCGCGCUUCUGCAGCCUGGCCAAGUUCGUGGAAGGGAACGAUAUCGCGCGCAAAAGCUUCAAACGGGCGCACCGAGGCCGCACCGCCGGCUUCACCAACCGGCUGUCGGUGGGCGAGAACGAGUACGAGAACAUCAAGUCGUUCGCUCGCCAUCUGCUGCCCGGCCACGGUUCACCGUCGGACGUGUCGGUCUCGGAAACGGACACGGUGCGCUUGUCUGGGUUCGAGUACAAGAAGUUGGUGUCGGUGGCGAACGCCGAGGACGAAGCCGACAGUCUCCCGGACGACGAUCUCGGGGACCGAUCGUCGAGCGAUAUCGACGAGCAGCGGGCGGGCGACGGAGACGACGCUGCACACCGUGGUGAGGAAGCGGACGGGGAGGAUGACGAUGACGAGGAUGACGAAAAGGUGGAGGAAAACGAGCACGGCAAGGACGAUCGGAGCGAGAAAAGCAUCCGGAUGCCGGGUAUACCGACGAUCAACGUGGUGGUGGAACCGCCGUCACCGGCCAUCAGCGAUGAGUUGCGGUCACUGCGUGUGCCAGAAAUCCGGCGCCACUCGGAGCACACCCCGAACCUGCUGACGGCGCGCGAAGUCGACAUCAAUCGGCGCCACUCGAACAACAACCCGAACCUGCUCGGGUUCGAUUCCGAGCAUAUCCGCUUCCUGAACUGCUCGCCGGCCGCAUCGAGGCGCAUCAGCAGCGGCAGCCUGCUGUUCAAGCCGGAGGGUCUCGAGAGCUCCAAAAGCAACAUCUUCAGCUCGAACAUGGGACUGUUCAACCUCGAACGCGAUUCCGAGUCCAAGGACGACAAGAAGAAGGACGAGAAGGAGGACCGGGUGAAGAAGCUACCGAUCAUCAAUCCGCUGGUGCGGCUCCCGUCGUGGCCAAAUGUCAGCAGUGGUACGGGAUUCAUCUCCAAGUGUUUGCUGGCGAACGCCGACACCCUGUGUGCCGCCGUCAGCCCGCUGAUGGACCCGGACGAAACGCUCCUCGAGGGGUACUACGAGAAGGCGGUUAUGAACAACUACUUCGGCAUCGGGAUCGAUGCGAAGAUUUCGCUCGACUUCCACAACAAGCGCGAGGAGCACCCGGAAAAGUGUCGAUCGCGGGCCAAGAACUACAUGUGGUACGGAGUGCUCGGUUCGAAGCAGUGGCUGCAGAAGACGUACAAGAACCUGGAGCAGAAGGUGCAGCUCGAGUGCGACGGCCAGCGCAUACCGCUGCCAUCGCUGCAGGGCAUCGUGGUGCUCAACAUCCCCAGCUUCAUGGGCGGCACCAACUUCUGGGGCAGCAAGAAGGAGGACGACUGCUUCCUGGCGCAAAGCUUCGACGAUCGCAUCCUGGAGGUGGUGGCGGUCUUCGGGUCCGUGCAGAUGGCCGCCUCGCGGCUCAUCAACCUCCAGCACCACCGGAUAGCGCAGUGUCAGUGUGUGCAGAUCAACAUACUGGGCGAAGAAUGCGUACCGAUUCAGGUCGACGGCGAAGCGUGGCUACAGCCACCCGGUAUGAUACGGAUCAUCCACAAGAACCGCACCCAGAUGCUGUGCCGCAACCGUAGCCUGGAGGUAUCGCUCAAGAGCUGGCAGGAGAAGCAGCGCCAACACAGCAUCAGCAUUGCCCGGGACCAGCCGUCGACGGCGUCCGAGCACCACGUGGCACCGUCGGAGGACAUGUUCUCCGAGCGCGAAACCUACCUGCUGCUGAACUUUAUCGAGUGCGUGAGCACGCUGGUGAAGUGGGUGAAGUUCCUCAUCAUCUCGCAUCCCUCGCUGCAACCGAACCUGUACGCCGUGGCCUCGAAAACGGCCGACGCCCUGGAGUCCAUUCAUCCGGGUGGCAAAAUCAUCGAAGGACCCAAUCUUCGCCGUCAACUCACCGAACUGGUACGCUGCGCGAGACAGCUGUACGGAGAUACGUGCGAGCUGCUGAGGGAACGCAGCCACAGCCUGAUCUUGCGCGAGGAUCUGGAAACGAAGCUGAGCGUAUCGCUGGCAAACAUGGAGAUGGAGCUGAACAAGUGCACGCUGCAGGAGGCUUCGGACACCGGUGAAACGAAGGUGUACCUGAACGUGCUGGCCCCGAACGAGGAGAUCGAUCACCGUAAGAAGCAGAAACCGUUCUGGUUGCGGUUCCGCAGUGGCCACGGUCAUGGUCAUGGUCCGGCGGCUGCAGGAGCCGUGCCCAAGACGGCUUCCACUUCCCGUGAGACGGUCAGCAACUGGGGUGUCGGUGAGGUCGUGACCUGGCUGGAAGCGAUGCAACUUGCCGAGUACGUGGAUAGCUUCAUCAAGAACGACAUCCGUGGGAAGGAACUGCUAACGCUGGCACGGCGCGAUCUGAAGGACCUCGGCGUUACCAAGGUCGGUCACGUGAAGCGCAUUUUGCAAGCAAUCAAAGACUUGGGAACCGGAUAG